ACCAUCAAAGACCGUAUUUGUAAGAGACAGAAAGAACAUCUGCAAGUACAAUGCUGUUCCUGCAACUUGUGUUGCUGGUGGUUCUCCUCCCAGAUGGUGACAGUGAAGAUGUAUUCCAGGAGCCAAUCUCCUUCCGAAUCAUCCUGACCUUAUCCCUCUACAACCGUUCCUGGACACAAAAUUUUGCCUCAGCUUGGCUGGAUGAGAGGCAGACUCAUAGCUGGAACAAGACUGGAGCUUUCAUUUUCUUGUGGCCUUGGUCCAAGGGCAACUUAAGCAAUGAGGAAGUGAUUACAGCAGAAGAGUCAUUGUAUUCAAACAUCAUUGGAAUGCCCCAGUGUUUUCAUGACCAUUUCAGUGAAUGGCAGCUUGAAUAUCCCUUACAGCUGGCAGGAGGCUGUGAGCUGCAUUUUGGGGCACCAUCAGUAGGCUUCAUGAGGAUUGCUUAUCAAGGAUCAGAUCUUGUGAGUUUCCAGAACACGUCAUGGUGGCCAUCUCCAACAGGAGGAAGUAGGGCUCAGCAGGUUUGCAGACUACUCAAUGAGGACCAUGAAGACAAUGAACUAAUGCAUAAGCUCAUCAUUGACUACUGUCCCCAUUAUCUCUCAAGUCUUCUUGAUGCAGGAAAGGCAGAUCUCCAGCAACAAGGUCAGUCCUGCUCCCUCCCUUCAUGA
Molecule: messenger RNA, 674 nt
Organism: Lutra lutra (Eurasian river otter)
Lineage: Eukaryota; Metazoa; Chordata; Mammalia; Carnivora; Mustelidae
Product: T-cell surface glycoprotein CD1a-like
Exons: 3
Coding region: 51-674 (207 amino acids)
Biological process (GO): immune response; antigen processing and presentation, exogenous lipid antigen via MHC class Ib; antigen processing and presentation, endogenous lipid antigen via MHC class Ib
Cellular component (GO): external side of plasma membrane
Molecular function (GO): exogenous lipid antigen binding; endogenous lipid antigen binding; lipopeptide binding
Source: RefSeq, a predicted model, not a curated record